CCUCUCUCACCUCAAAAUAUUUCCAACUCCUUCUCUAAAUUAAGCCUAUUAAUAUUUCAAUGGCUAAAGUUCACCCAAACAAGUCAAAUUAUCUAAGUACAACUUCUUCAUCAUCAUCAUCUUUUUCUUCUAUUUCAUCUAACUUUUAUGUGAGUCCAAGAAGAGAAAUAUUCACUUUGUGGAUGAAAUCUCUAGUCUACCAUGGAAAUGGAUGUACUGUUUAUGACUCAAAUGGAAAAAUUGUUUAUAGAAUUGACAAUUACAACAUUAAACGUAGCAAACAAGUUCAUCUCAUGGAUUCCAAUGGCAAAGUUCUCUUCUCUAUUCGAAAUAGGAAAGUUCCUGUAUUUGGACAUUGGGAUGGUUAUAAAUGGAGUUAUGAUGGAGUUACUAGUAAAGAAAUACCAUGGUUUCAAGUGAAGAAAAUUCACAAUGUUCUUAGAGAAGUUAAUGUGAACUAUUAUAAUGUUAUAUUAGGAUGUAAUUCUGAAGCAAGUUGCUAUAACAUUAUCCUUACCACAAAAUCUAUCAAGAUUGUGAACCAACAUGGCCGACUUGUCGCUGAGGUAAAACAAAAACAAGCAAGUUCAGGAGUAUUAUUUGGAGAUGAUGUAUUAACAUUGGUGGUGGAACCUCAUGUUGAUCAAUCAUUAAUUAUGGCUCUUGUCACUGUUUGUGGUCUAAUCCAUCACAAAAUUUGAUUAGUACUUAUUAAUUAGUAGUUUAGUAGUACAAAUAUAAGUUUCUUCCUAGUUACUUUUUCUAAUGUAAUAAUAAUUGUAAUCACUAUCUUCCCUUUGUUCUUGGGAACAGGGAAAAGAGAAGUUAUUAUAGUUUGUACCUUGAGGAAUGAGUUGUUUACAUGUAAAUCUUGUGAUUAAAGUUGAAGUGUACAACUCUAUAUUAUCACUAAAUUUGGA
This is a messenger RNA of Solanum stenotomum, 920 nucleotides long. RefSeq names its product protein LURP-one-related 11-like. Bases 60 to 701 code for a protein of 213 amino acids. The record is from RefSeq and is a predicted model, not a curated record. Lineage: Eukaryota; Viridiplantae; Streptophyta; Magnoliopsida; Solanales; Solanaceae. The transcript is spliced from 3 exons.